Plodia interpunctella (Indianmeal moth) is the source of this 917-nucleotide messenger RNA. RefSeq lists its product as uncharacterized. Gene Ontology annotation, biological process: intracellular protein transport. The record is from RefSeq and is a predicted model, not a curated record. The transcript has 5 exons. Gene Ontology annotation, molecular function: GTP binding; GTPase activity. The coding region runs from base 92 to 829 and encodes 245 amino acids. Gene Ontology annotation, cellular component: endomembrane system. Lineage: Eukaryota; Metazoa; Arthropoda; Insecta; Lepidoptera; Pyralidae.
UAUUUAUUUGUACAUAUAAUGGCAACACUUUUUGUAUGGUGGUGGUUGGUAAUAAAAGUCAAAAUAGACUUACCGUGUUGUUGUGAAAGAAAUGGCUGCAAUUGAGAAAGUAAAAGUUGUUGUUCUUGGCGAUUCUGGGGUUGGAAAAACAUCUCUGACAUACUUGGUGGCGCACAACAAACCGUUGUUAUCUCCGGGUUGGACCGUUGGUUGUUCCGUGGAAGUUAAGUUGCACAGGUACAAAGAGGGAACUCAAGCGCAGAAUACGUUUUUCGUGGAACUCUGGGAUGUGGGAGGGUCAAAUGGUCAUAGAAACACAAGGGAUGUAUUUUAUCAGCCAACUCACGGUAUCAUUUUAGUUCACGAUUUAACAAAUAGGAAAAGCCAGAUAAAUUUGCAAAAGUGGUUGACAGAGAUUUUAAAUCAGGACAGUUCCAACUCAACUCUUCAGCAUGUGGACGUUGAUCCUGAACAGUUCCUAGGCUCCACUCAAAUACCUAUACUAGUUAUAGGCACAAAGUUCGACUUGGCCGAGGAGAAGCAAAGGAAGAACCAGUACCGGCGACUGGCUAGCAGCAUUGCGGAGCAAUGUGGGACUGAUGAGAUAUUUGUGAACUGCCAUCAAGCGAGAUCUCUCGCUCCUGGCACGACCAACUCUGUUAAAUUGACGAGAUUUUUUGAUAAGGUGAUAGAAAGGCGAUACUACUCUAGGAUCAGCCCGUUCCCUGACAAGAGGCGGAUACCUUCGUACAUGAUGUCUACCUCCACACCUUUGUCGAGCAACCGACCAGCACAGUAUAUGAGCCCAAGAUUUUAUCAUAUGGACUGACAUUUUAAUAACUCCUUUGAGGGAACUAAUUAUUUUGUACCUGAUGGAAACAAGUAAAUGCAAUAAAAAUACGGCAGCGUGUUAAAUA